GAGAGAGAGAGCGUGCUCCACAAGCUUCCUUCUGCUGUGACUGCCGGGCCAGCCCACAGAGGGCACAGCAUGUGGGAACUCCGGUCCAUAGCCUUCUCCAGGGCUGUGUUUGCCGAGUUCCUGGCCACACUCCUCUUCGUCUUCUUCGGCCUCGGUUCGGCCCUCAACUGGCCACAGGCCCUGCCCUCUGUGCUGCAGAUUGCCAUGGCCUUCGGCCUGGGUAUUGGCACCCUGGUGCAGGCUCUGGCCCACGUCAGCGGGGCUCACAUCAACCCUGCCGUGACCGUGGCCUGCCUGGUGGGCUGCCACGUCUCCUUUCUCCGAGCUGCCUUCUACGUGGCUGCCCAGCUGCUGGGGGCUGUGGCAGGGGCCGCUCUGCUCCAUGAGAUCACACCACCCGACAUUCGAGGGGACCUGGCUGUGAAUGCACUCAGCAACAACACAACAGCAGGCCAGGCUGUCACCGUGGAGCUUUUCCUGACCCUGCAGCUGGUGCUCUGCAUCUUCGCUUCCACAGAUGAGCGUCGUGGAGACAACCUGGGCACCCCUGCCCUCUCCAUCGGUUUCUCCGUGGUCCUGGGGCACCUCCUUGGGAUCCACUACACUGGCUGCUCCAUGAAUCCCGCCCGCUCCCUGGCUCCUGCUGUUGUCACCGGCAAGUUUGACGACCACUGGGUCUUCUGGAUCGGACCCCUGGUGGGCGCCGUCCUGGGCUCCCUCCUCUACAACUACGUCCUGUUCCCGCCGGCCAAGAGCCUGGCCGAGCGCCUGGCGGUGCUCAAGGGGCAGGAGCCCGACGCCGACUGGGAGGAGCGCGAGGUGCGGCGGCGGCAGUCCGUGGAGCUGCACUCGCCGCAGAGCCUGCCGCGGGGCAGCAAGGCCUGAGCGCACCGCCCGCCCGGCCCCGAGGCCCCGGCCCCAGGCUCCGGGGGAAGAGCUCCGAGGGACUGCCCGCCCGCCGCCCAGCCAGCCCCUCCUCUCCCCAGGUCCGAAGGCCGCCCCGGGCGUGCGCCGCGCCCAGGAGCCGCUGCGGGGGCUGCGGGGUGGCGGUGAGGCCGGCAGACCCCCCGUCCCCCAGGCUGCAGGCAGUGAGCAGUCCGGACGCUCUGGCCCCUUGCAGGCAGCUGGACAUUUGGGGAGGGAAGGCCAGCAGGCGGAGGAAGGCUCUGGGGAGGCCGCACCGGGUACCGCGGGGGAGGGGGAUCUGGGAACGGUGCGGCAGGUUCUGCUAGUGUGCAAGUGUGUGUUCCUCCCUAGUGUCUCUCUGUCCCCAAGUGCACGGUGGUGCAUGCUCCUGAGUGUAAGUGGCUGUGCCCGUGGUGGUGUGAGUGCACUGGCUGGCAACCUCUCACUCCCCUCUUGACCCCUCCCCCCCCAGUGCAAUAAAUCUCCUCCCUCUGCAGCCCCAUCCUCCCCAGGAGCUCUAAGACAGUGCUCCUCAGGAGAAGGGAAGGGGAGGGUCUGGAGGCCCCUGAGAGGGCUGAAGGGAGGGCCCUGAUGGGCAACCCCUACCCUGCCUCUCCUGGAAAAUUCCCCCAAGCUGCAGCGCUGGGCCCCAAGGUUUGCCAACUUCCCAUUGCUAGAGACAGAGAAUAUCAGCCAGAGAAUGGCUUCCCCAAAAGUGUCUUCCGGGGAAAAGGGAGGGUUGGGUGGCCAAGGACCUCCUUUCUGCCCUGAGGGAAGACCUCUUCAAAGAAGGAAGCCGGCAUGUGUGUGUGCAUGCCUGUAUGUGUGUGUACAUGCCCUACAUGUAUGCAGGAGACCCCCAUCUCCAGGGGGCUCCAGACCCAGAGAUUAGCCUGUGGCAGAGAAAACAAAAGCCCUCUGCGGGCCCCAGCCUUUGUCUUGGGAGAGGGGGAGAUUUGCAACUGGACACUUGGUGAAAGGAGACACUCCGUUUCGCAAGUGAGGCCUCUCUCCUGGCACGCACCCCUGGCUGGCUGGCCAGGGCCUUCAGGCAUGCGGCCACAGGCCUCGCUCCCCCGGAAUCUCUCUUCCUCUCCCUCCCUUCAGGUUUCCACCCUAGUUCAGUUACUGGGGGGCGAGAGCAGCCUAGCACUCGCAGGACCACAGAAGGGAAAUGACUUGUCCAGGCAGAGGCAGGUCUGUGUCUAGAGCCUGGGCUUCUACAUUUCCAGGCCAGUGCAAUGGUUCUCAAAUGAGAUUAAGUGGGAUUAAGUGAGAUGAUGCAUGUGAAGAUGCUGUGUGAACUGUAAUUCCUCAUACCAUUAGCACGCAUUAUUGGGAUUAUUUCAUUAUUUCCGCUUCCUGCGGGUAGAGCACAGAAGGGGCCUGAUCCUCAGCCUCUUUUACCUUCUUUAGAUGGUGGACAGUGCAAAGGACGGCCCUGAGAGUCAAGGCAGAAGGAGAUGGGUUUGGGGAUGACCCCAUCCUGGUCCAGCCUCUUCACCUCUCCUGGCCCUGAGUGCACCCUAGCUGUUCUAGCACUUUCCUCCUCCCAUCACCCAGACACCUUCCAUUCUCUCCGUCCCUCUCCAGUCUGCUGCAUAGCUAACCUCAGAAUCACAUCUUGAGCCCCUUUCUCCAUGCACUAGGGCCUUCCUGCUUCCAGGCUUCUGUCGGUGUCUGUCUCACACGGCACCGAGCACCCAGUGUCCUGGAGUCUCCAGCCCCUUCCUGCCCUCCACUCCCUUCAAAGAUGGACGGUGUAUGGGGAACAUCUCUGGGUGUGUGCCCACCUCCUCAUCUAUGCUUUUUGCUGUCAUCCUUGACCAAAGUUCCCUCUAGGGUCAGAAAAAGGCUGCCUUGGCCCAUAGGUGCUAUGGAAGAAAGGGUCCCGAACCCCCCGACAGCUGGUGACAGCCACCUGACCUCCUACCAGAGGAGAGGUUGUAUCAGAGACCAAAGUGACCUCUGGGGCUGUACUUUGAACUGCUCUCGAAGUUCAAAAGCAGCAAGGCAUUGAGCUGUAAGCCAAGCCUGCACGUGUCUCAGGCACCCCAUCCCCACCCCACCUCACCCCCACACAUCCCCCUAGAAGGUGCCAAGAAUUUCUCUUUAUGUCUAUCCCGCUUCCUGGAUUGCACCUCACCUAAAACCAAAUGUGACAUCACCACAACCUCCUGCCCUGAUUGCCCAGAUUGGGGUCACUAAGGUCAGAGGUCAAAGCAGGAUUCAAAAUGGUGAGGAUGGAGGGGACCUGACACCUAGUGAGCAUCUCUUGUGUCCCAACCUCUGUGCUAAAACCUCAGGCAGAUUAGGGAAGGAGGGCAGCUUCCAGGUCCGCCGGAUUUUAGCAUUUCCAACGCACUCCCUAUCAUCCCCCCUGAUUAUCUCCCAACCCUGUGAGACAGGCAGAGCAAAUACUGUUCUUCCCAUUUUAUAGAUUGAAGAACUGCAUUUCAGAGAAUGAUCUAACAUCACACAGCUGUAUAUGGCGGACUCAAAACUUGAACUCAGGCCUUCUUAUUCAAAAAUCCCAUGGUCUGGGGGUAUAGCUCAGGGAUAGAGCAUUUGACUGCAAAAUCCCAUGAUCUGUCCAUUCGGAGCUCAGGAGACACCAGGUCUGGUCUGGGGCAAGUCCUAAUUGCCCCCUUGGGCGCCCCUGGCAGAAACCAGAGCACACAACUGAGGCUGUCCAGCGCAGCCCUCUGUCUAGUGGUGGACACAGGCCCUUGGGGAGGGCCGCAGCAGGGUAGGGAGAAAAGGACAAAGAACACCAGGCUGGUUUCUGCCCUUGAAAAGCUCCUAGUCUGGAGGAGGAUGGAGGGCGGACACACCCAAAACCAGAAAGACGCAAGGCAGCAUGGAGGCAGGUGGACAGGCUUCCGGGUCCUCAAGCUGGGGACAGAGGAGGCUUUGAGCUGUCCCAGCAGCAUCCAUUCCCACAUCCCCACUUUGUGCCUGCAAAUGUUGCUUUCAUGUGGCUUUGUGUCUUUUCAGCGGUGAUUCUGUGUACACGCCGUGCCUCCCAGGCAAGACUGUAAGCCCUUUGGGGGCAGGGCUCCUUCCAGUUCUUGGAUGGCAUUCUGCUACGUAUUUUCCUUCAUCAGUCUGGUCUAGUACAGUGCACUGCAUAUAGUAAGCACUCAAUAAAUGUUCAUUUGCCAA
This is a messenger RNA of Callorhinus ursinus (northern fur seal), 4071 nucleotides long. RefSeq names its product aquaporin 2 (gene AQP2). Lineage: Eukaryota; Metazoa; Chordata; Mammalia; Carnivora; Otariidae. The record is from RefSeq and is a predicted model, not a curated record. Gene Ontology annotation, molecular function: water channel activity. Gene Ontology annotation, biological process: transmembrane transport; water transport. Gene Ontology annotation, cellular component: apical plasma membrane; plasma membrane.